Fusarium subglutinans is the source of this 2754-nucleotide messenger RNA. RefSeq names its product ankyrin repeats (3 copies) domain protein. The coding region runs from base 1 to 2754 and encodes 917 amino acids. The record is from RefSeq and is a predicted model, not a curated record. Gene Ontology annotation, molecular function: protein binding. The transcript is spliced from 7 exons. Lineage: Eukaryota; Fungi; Ascomycota; Sordariomycetes; Hypocreales; Nectriaceae.
AUGACUGACCCUCUUUCCGUCACCGGGUUGGCCUUGGCCGUCGUAUCACUAGGCCUUCAAGUCACUGGGGGCAUCACAGAUUACCUUGACUCGCUGAAAUCUCGCGACCAAGACAUCUCCUCCAUAAUACAGCAGAACGACGCGCUGAGGAAGACGCUUCGAAUCAUCGAAUCGUCAAUCUCCCGGUUUCAGAGUGACCAUAGAACAGCGACCGAGGCUUUGCGACAAUUUUUAGACUCAUGCAACGAGGAACUGAAGGCUUUGGAGAGUAUGAACGCUGCGCUCAUUACGGACGAUCAAGGUACAACGGGUCGAAGGACCAAAGCUCGGAACAAGGGCAAAAAGCUGUUAUAUCCGUUCCAUCGCCCAAAGCUCGAGCAAAUGGCGACCAAAUUACAUCACAUCAAUGCAACCCUCCAGUUGGGAUUGCAAAGUCUAGGCCUCGAUCUUCUGGUGGUGAGGUCUGAGGUCUCCGCCAUCAGCACUCCUAUCCAAGGCAUACAAAGCACCGUAUCCCAAUUUGAGACCCGCUUUGACGGUCUUGAGAACCUGCUUCAACAGCUCCUGGUCCAAGGCUCUACCAUCAACGGAACGCUGCAAGAAAUCACUCCUGUGAUGGUGACUGAACGGCUUCUCAGGAAGCCAGCAGUAUUACAAGAAAUGUGUGAUACUGUCAAAACUCAAGAGGGAUUCUACCAUGUGGCCGAAGUUAUAGGUUCUCACUAUAAUAGCGAUAGCCUGUGGCGAAUACGGAGAAACCUUGACCACUCCAGCCCGUUAAUUGAUCUUUUCGAAUAUUUGAUCAUGAACAAGGCCCCAGCGAUGGACUACAAUACAGACGGCCGAACGCCUCUCAGUAUACUGUUUACGUACGGUGGUGUAUAUGGCAAUGUCGAUCACCCACAGUAUGCUGCAUCUACAAAUCUCAUACUGCGAUCAAACAACGAGGAUGCAUUAGCUCAUCUAUCAAGUGCAGAUCCAGCAAGCCCAGCGAUGAUUGUCAAUGAGUUGGGACAGGAAAUCGUGGCACAAGGUGAAGCGGUCCAGUUAUACUUCCUAUCUCACUCAACCGAAAUCGCUAGAGGUCGGUAUACAUAUACUUCUUAUGGCUGUGGACCACUGAGUCUAGCUAUUCUGUCGAAUAACCUGGCAGAAGUCAAAUCUUUAAUAGCAAACCAUCCCGGCGCCCUAUCCGAGCGAACUCUCUUCGGGCAGACUCCCCUCCAUUUGGCUGCAAACAAGGCCUCGAUUCUCCAAGUUCUGGUGGAUGCUGCAGACACAGGCCUCCUCAACCAGAGAGAUCUAUCGGGUCGUUCUGCCUUAGAAGUUGCUGUCUCCCUAAGUGGAUUGAAAUGCAGAGAAAGUAGCCGGAUGUGUAAGCGUUGCACAUGCGCCGAAUGCGCUCUUGUUCUCCUCGAAGCUGAUUGCGCUGUUGUGACACCAUGGGGGCUACAGACUCUACUCGAUUCCGCUUCCAAAAGGUGCAAGCAGAGCUACGUGCGUCAUAUGAAGGACCGCCGGGAUCGACUGAAGCAGCUUGCUACAGAUAGUCUAUCCACAAUGGAUAUACAACAUAUAGGGUUAGACUCGGAAAGCGCUCUCGAUUCUAAUGCCUUCGAAGUCUCUUUGCUCUUGCAAGCGAACAAUAUCGAGAUCCCUGCAGCCCUUGGCAUUUUGGAAAACGAAUCGUUCCCAGAUCAAGGAACCAUCUACCAACAACUUGAUCUACCCGAAGAUGCCGAUCUAUUUUUUAGAGUUGGUUUCCGAGACACCCGGUCAUGGCACUCCGAGGCUCAAAUGGAGCCUUGGCAUACGCCUCCGUGGCCAGACCUCUCAUAUCUUCAUUGGUUGGCCAGCCACGGCGGCAUCACCUGUCAACUCCCCCUAUCCUCAUCAAGUGAUAUCCAUGGGGUUCGUCUUAUAUUCGCGACCUUGGGCCAUUACAUUGCAGAGUCCGAGAAGCGUAAUCUACCGUUGCCAGGAGCGGGACGCUCAGUGGAAUCCAAUAUAGGCUGGCUCCACGAAACCCAUGUGGCGGUAUUUACGGCUGGUAUUCCGGAUGAAUGCGUUUGCCUUUGCUCUACCGGGGGCUGCUGUCUAAUGAAGUUCUUAUUACAAGGGCUAUUACCCAACUUUGGAGUUGAACCUUGGCAAUAUCAAAUUCCAGAACCCAGUUUUUUAAGAAACACUGCCGACUUAGGGAAGCACGCAUUCGAUGGCAAUGAGCCCUUGGAACGCACUAUCCUAUUUGAAAAGUCUCUAUUGAACCUGAUUCAUAGCUUUAUCACAUAUCUCAAGCACUUCUCAUGCUAUCUUGGGGAAAGCCAUCACUAUAAGGCUCUUCGGUACAUCACUUUCACCGCUUUAGGACUUCGGCAUUCUUGUUGUGCCGUGGAUCAUGAUGGUAGCGAGGAUGGGCCUGAAGAUGAUCAAUGGCAUACGUUGGCGCUGCUAGAAGAUCUCUUGCAUGAGUUCGAAGCAAGCUUGACUGCCAUCCUUCAAGAUCCAACCAAAUGGGUUCGUGAUAUUAUCAACUUCUGGCAGCGGACUUGGGCUGGACGAAUGAGUGGCGUUCUAUGUCACCUUGAAGGUAGCGACUUAUCAAUGGAUGAAAAGCUCGCAGCUGAGGAGAUCGGAGUGGUAUGGAAUAAAGUAGGACCUGAAAUACCUGGAGAGACAGAGACACCCCGUUAUGGAUCGGCCAUAGAAUAUUGGUUGUCUGAGCUGAGAAAGAUUGAAGAGGAAUGCGAAUAA